Molecule: messenger RNA, 1479 nt
Organism: Epithele typhae
Lineage: Eukaryota; Fungi; Basidiomycota; Agaricomycetes; Polyporales; Epitheliaceae
Product: AB-hydrolase YheT
Exons: 7
Coding region: 1-1479 (492 amino acids)
Biological process (GO): medium-chain fatty acid catabolic process; medium-chain fatty acid biosynthetic process
Molecular function (GO): monoacylglycerol lipase activity; acetylesterase activity
Source: RefSeq, a predicted model, not a curated record
AUGACUCUUUUCGAGUGGUUUUGUGGCCUCCUUGGCGGGGUAUAUGCGCUUUCCCUGCUUCACAGACUUUUGAAACGCACGCGGGCUCCCUUUGUCACGCUCCACACUUCACCGAGAUCCGCUAGAUUGGCUCGGAACGCCGGAGAGUCAAAUCUCUCGCUCGGGGAACUCAUCGCGCAGCAGGUUCCAGAACUGACCACCGCCGCAAAGUUCGACAGAGCAUGGUGGCUGCCUGGCGGGCAUCUUCAAACAAUGUAUUCCUCUCUUGGGGAUUUCAGUAAGGUUGACACGGUUGUCUAUGAACGCAAAUAUCUCGAGCUCCCUGACGGGGGAAUUCUCGGACUGGACAUUACCCCGCCAUUGAGCGUUCAACCCAUCUCCGAGUCGGAAAAUGUGCUCCUCGUCGCUCACGGGCUCACCGGGGGCUCGCACGAAUCAUAUGUCCGAGCUGUGCUCGCGCGCAUUGCCCAGCCUGCACUGGGCGAUGCUCCUCCAUCGCGGCGCUUCCGGGCGGUAGUGCUCAACUUCCGCGGAUGCAACGGCAGCCCAGUCGUAACUCCGCGGCUAUACCACGCCGGCUCUUCGGACGACGUAAGGCAUGUGGUGCUCUGGAUAUGCCACACCUUUCCGUCGUGUUCGAUGUACGGGCUUGGGUUCUCCCUGGGGGCCAACAUCCUUACCAAAUACGCGGGAGAAGAGGGAGAAGGCUGUCCUCUGUCAGGUCUUGUGACGCUCGCGAAUCCCUGGGACUUCGUUUACGGCAGCCACUUUCUCCCGAGCACCCUCAUCGGAAGGCACGUUUAUCGCUGGGUCCUCGGAGGGGCACUUCGCAGAUUGCUUCAUUUGCACCGGCGAGCCUUCCUGGAUGCUCCGGAGCUGUCUGUCCCCCACUCGGUGCUCGAAGAUGUAUUCAACCGUCCGAGCAUCACGCUGGGGCAGUACGAUACCAUCGUGACCGCCCCGAUGUAUGGUUUUGAGGACGAACAACACUACUACAGGACCAUCAGCUCGAUCCGGGUCAUCCCCAACAUAAAGAUUCCUUGCUUGUCAAUCAACAGCCUGGACGAUCCAAUCACUGGAUCCGGUGGUCUUCCCAUCAAAGAGGCAAGUGAACCUCGUCGUACCGCUUCUCCCUCGACGCACUUUGACAUCAGUUCCUUCCCUUCCUACAUCCAGGCCGCGAACAGCCUGUACCUUGUUCUGGCCGUCACCAAUGGCGGCGGCCACCUUGGCUGGUUUGAGCAUGGGUGCGGCGGCCGUGGCGUUCGGCGAUGGUACGUCAAGCCGGUUGAGCAAUACCUCGCCGCUCUCGUCGGGUAUGGGCUCGCUCGCCGCCCCAAGCCGUGCGCUACAGUGCUGGGAGCCGAUUUUGCGCGACAGGAGGACCGCGCGGACGUUGGGUUUAGGGAGCUCAGUCGGGAGCAGUCCGAGCUUCUUGUCAGCGGGGCAGCCGAGUCCAAACUGUUCACGGGAUGGUGA